ACUGUCAGAAUCGUAUAUAAAUGAAGAAGAUGCGAACGUCCCCCUUUUAUAACCUCAAAAAUGCGCGAGAAGAUACGAUGUCCGACACAAAAUUGAGCUAAUUUUAAUUGAAAAUAAGUGUUGAAAGGAUCAAUUUGCUAUUAUGCCGUCAAAGAAGCGUAAAUACAAUGCCAGGUUCCCAGCUGGGCGAAUCAAGAAGAUAAUGCAGACUGACGAGGAAGUGGGGAAAGUGGCGCAAGCCGUGCCUAUCAUAAUUUCUCGCACCCUGGAGCUCUUCGUCCAGUCCCUCCUGGGCAAGGCGAUGCAAGUGACCCUGUCCAGAAACGCCAAGACCCUCAGUCCGGCCCACGUGAAACAGUGCAUACUGGCAGAGCAGCGGUUCGACUUUCUUCAUGAUUUGGUAAAGAACAUCCCAGAUGUGUCGGCGGCGGAGGAGAAAGAGAUGAUGAGCGCAGAAAGCUCACCAAAUUCCUCGAGGUUUUCUGACGCCUCAGUGGCGCCUCGCCGCAUCGCUCGAGAAGACUCAAACAGCUCAAGCAGUUCAGACGUCAAACUACAAACCAUACUCAACUCCAGAGACAAACUGGGGUCAGACAUCGAACCCGGGACAUCCACCUCCACCAUCAUCUCCUUAGAAGCCGCCAUGGAUCUAACGAAAAAAGAUCUAGAAACCUUACCAGUGAGAACGGCAAAUUUCUACCAAGAGACUUUAGUGGAUGAGCCGAGAAGCGUUAUAACGUUAAAUCCAACGUAUUCAACCACCCAACCGUCUACUUCAAGUUACACGAUUUUGAACCCGGUUGAGUUGGAGCAGAGGGUCACAAUUCCAGUGCCAAAGACGCCAGAUGUGAAAAUUCAUAAUUUAACGUUAAUGUCUUUGAAUAAUAAUGUUUCGGCGCCUAAUACGCCUGUUAAUCCUAUAGCGCCGAUAUUGAAUAUAGAUUUUAGUAAAAAUCUUGCUGUACCUGAGAUUAAAGUGUUAGAUUCGAAUGUCGCUAAUAUAGUGGGAGUUAAGGAGGCCAGUAAAAAACCUCUGUCAAGGCAAAAUUCUAAGGCGAAAAUUGACGCGAAAAAAGUCGAAAAACCAUCAACUUCGUCAGUUAAUUUAGAUUUCGUAGGUCCCGGCAAUUUACAAAUUGACGAGGACUAUGAUACGUGAAUUUUUGUUUUUAAUUUAAGUUUGUUUUGUGUUACUAAGUUAUGUUUUUUUGAGCCGCCAUUUUGAGGUUAUUUGUUGAUUUUUUGCAGAAGUUUUGUGUUUUUUUUGGUAAGUAACUAAGUAUACGUAUCGGAAAGGUGCACAAAAUGCUGAAAUCUUGAAAUGGCGAAUUUAAUUGAGGCUUAGCUCACGAUAUGUUACCUAGAUCUUGUCAUUGUAGAAAGAAAUCGUGCAAAACUUAUACGGUUAGGCGUAUACAUUAUAGUUUUAUGUUCAUGAUUUUCCAUAUUUAUUGCGUACAUUUAGUUUUUUAAAACAGUUUUGCAACUUUUUCGUGAACUAGAAUAGAAUGGAGUCUCGACGAUAAGUAGAUUAAAACAAUGUAUUUAAAAACAAUAAAAAAUAUUGUAGUUGAUGGUAUAUAAAGUCUGUUUUUUAAUCUCAGAUAAGAACUCAAUUGACAGAUUCUGAACGGUUCAUCAACAGAAAAGUUGAUGAACCGUUAAGAAUUUGUCAAUUUAGUAUCUGAGAUAAGAAAAACAGACUAUAACUGCCUUUGAGAGCGCUUUAAAGGUCUUUCGAAUAGUUGUUAUAGAGCUCGUAUUAGUUUAUUUUUUAUUAAG
Molecule: messenger RNA, 1782 nt
Organism: Plutella xylostella (diamondback moth)
Lineage: Eukaryota; Metazoa; Arthropoda; Insecta; Lepidoptera; Plutellidae
Gene: NC2alpha
Product: negative cofactor 2 alpha
Biological process (GO): transcription by RNA polymerase II
Cellular component (GO): nucleus; negative cofactor 2 complex
Molecular function (GO): RNA polymerase II general transcription initiation factor activity; protein heterodimerization activity; core promoter sequence-specific DNA binding
Source: RefSeq, a predicted model, not a curated record